GUGAAAUUCCCCAAGACGGACAGUCCUUAUAACCGGACAGCUCCAAUAACCGGACAAAUUUUGUGUACACAGGUUUUUCAAUCCUUUUUUCAUACAAAUAUCAUUCUAAUAAACGGACGCUCUAAUAACCGGACGCGGACACUGUAUUUCAAGCCAUUUCCAUGAAAAAAUUUCUCAUAAACGGACAAAAUUCAAAAACAUCGCAAGCAAGCUUUGUUGUUCAUUAUAAAAAUGAAAUAGGGGAUUCCCCUUUUAACAUGUAUGCACACACUCAAGCCGUGCGUGUCAAGUAAAAGGUGGUUUUCUAUUCAGUUUGUCAAGUAAGUUGCAUGCGAGAGGUUGCGUUCAAAGUUCGUAAUAAUAUGGCACCGAAAAAGAAGCUACUUUCUAUUAAAGAGAAAAUGGAAAUUAUUAAUGUUUUCGAAAAAGAAAAGUUAUCAGUACGUGGAAUUGCAAAAAGGUUCAAUAUUGGCAAAACGCAAGCUGCUGAAAUUAAUAAAAAUAAAGAAAAAAUUCGUUCUAAAUGGGAGUCUGGAUCUAAUGUUCACCAAAAGCGAAGUUUCCUUAAAGAAGGCGGCUCGGAUAUAGACAGGAUGUGUUUUGAUUGGUUCGCUAAGGCUAGGAGUCAAAAAAUUCCGAUUUCUGGUCCCAUUUUGAAAGCAAAGGCAAUGGAAAUUGCAGGAAAACUGGGGGUACCUAAUUUUAAUGCUUCGGAUGGAUGGCUAAAUAAAUGGCGAUUAAGGAAUAAUGUUUCCUUCAAAUGCAUAUCUGGUGAAGGUGCAGAUGUGAAUCAGGAUGAUGUCGAACAGUUUCGGACAAAGCUGCCAACUCUGUUGAAUGGGUACAAGCCUGAAGACAUUUACAACGCCGAUGAGAGUGGGCUUUUCUUUCGUGCCUUACCGGACAAAACCCUCGCUCUUAAAUCCGAAAAAAUGUGUGGGAGAAGCUUAGUUUUAAAACACUUGAUAACUAAAAUUGGCGAUACAAGUUCAGCCUCAGAGCUCUCAAAAUCGAUUAAUGUACUGGAAGCUGUGUAUUUCAUCAAAGCAUCUUGUCAUAAAGUGGAAGCCACAACAAUCCGAAACUGCUUCCGUAAAGCAGGAUUUUUGGAAACUUUAGAGGAUCCUUCAGAUUUUGAUCCCGAAGAUGACAUUCCACUGGCAGUCUAUGCUAGGCUUCAGGAAGGACUAGAUUUGGCAAAUGAUUUCGAAGGUUUUCUCCAAAUAGAUCAAAAUGUUUUCACUGAGGACAACAAUAUAGAAAUUCAAUUUGACGAACCAGAUGAUACUAUGGACUUAAGUGAUUCAGAAGAUGAACCUUCAGAAGAAAUAAGUGACCCCAUAACAUCAUAUGAUGAGGCUUUAAAACUUGUUGAGCGCUUGAAACAAUUUGCAAAAAAUGACUAUGUAGCUUUUCAGCAGGUUAAAAAUAUCGAGAGUCACUUUGAAAAUGAAAAUUUUAAAUUAAAGGAAUCAAUGUUAAAACAAACAAGCAUCACACAAUUUUUUCAAACAAACUAGUCGAUAUUGAAAUGUAAGGACUUGUACAAUGUAUUUAAUUGAUAUAUUUAUGUAUGUAUAUGUAAUACUAAAGUAUGUAUUUAAAUAUUCUUUGCUUCGAAAAAUUUCUUAAAUAAACUACAAUGAAUUUUAUAUGUGUAGUAUGUAUAUAUUUUUUGACCUCAUCCCCUAUAAGCGGACAGCUCCCAUAACCGGACAAAAACACUGCGACCGUGAGUGUCCGGUUAUGAGGAAUUUC
Molecule: messenger RNA, 1758 nt
Organism: Rhagoletis pomonella (apple maggot)
Lineage: Eukaryota; Metazoa; Arthropoda; Insecta; Diptera; Tephritidae
Product: tigger transposable element-derived protein 4-like
Exons: 3
Coding region: 330-1520 (396 amino acids)
Cellular component (GO): nucleus
Molecular function (GO): DNA binding
Source: RefSeq, a predicted model, not a curated record